Nothobranchius furzeri (turquoise killifish) is the source of this 2137-nucleotide messenger RNA. Its product is annotated as obg-like ATPase 1. The record is from RefSeq and is a predicted model, not a curated record. Gene Ontology annotation, molecular function: GTP binding; ATP binding; ATP hydrolysis activity. Gene Ontology annotation, cellular component: cytoplasm. Lineage: Eukaryota; Metazoa; Chordata; Actinopteri; Cyprinodontiformes; Nothobranchiidae.
CUGACCAAUGAGAGACAGUUUAGGUCCAAACACUUCCGGUUUGCUUUCCAACCUGCCUUUCCACCGGAGUGGCUGCUGAGAGCAGAGGCGCUGACACCACGUAGCCUGAAGAUAAGCCUUUCAAGAUGCCUCCAAAGAAGACAGACGCUCCGAAGCCUCCUGCUUUAAUAGGACGAUUCGGAACAGCUCUGAAAAUCGGCAUUGUGGGACUGCCUAACGUUGGGAAAUCCACCUUCUUCAACGUGCUGACCAAAAGCCAAGCUUCAGCUGAAAACUUCCCUUUCUGCACCAUCGAGCCAAACGAGAGCAGGGUGCCCGUGCCCGAUGAGCGCUUCGACUUCCUGUGCCAGUACCACAAGCCAGCCAGUAAGGUUCCUGCUUUCCUAAACGUUGUGGACAUUGCUGGUCUGGUGAAGGGAGCUCACUCAGGACAAGGACUGGGAAACGCCUUCCUCUCAAACAUCAAUGCCUGCGACGCCAUCUUCCACAUGACUCGUGCGUUUGAUGAUGAGGACAUCAUCCACGUGGAGGGCAAUGUUGACCCGGUGAGGGACAUCGAGAUCAUCCACGAGGAGCUGCGGCUAAAGGACGUGGAGAUGAUCGAUCCCAUCAUCGACAAACUGGAGAAAACUGCUGUCAGAGGAGGAGACAAAAAACUUAAGCCUGAAUAUGAUAUCAUGAUGAAGGUGAAAAACUGGGUGGUGGAGGAGAAGAAGCACGUCCGAUUUUACCACGACUGGAACGACAAAGAGAUCGAGGUGCUGAACAGACACCUGUUCCUGACGUCCAAGCCCAUGAUCUACCUGGUGAAUCUCUCAGAGAAGGAUUACAUCAGGAAAAAGAACAAAUGGUUGGCAAAAAUCAAAGAGUGGGUAGACGCUCACGAUCCCGGUGCUGUGGUCAUUCCGCUGAGCGGCGCUCUGGAGCUGAAGCUGGUGGACAUGGAGGAGGAGGAUCGAAAUAAAUACUGCGAGGAGCAGAAAACGCAGAGUGUUCUGACCAAAAUAAUAAAAACCGGCUACGCAGCCCUACAGCUGGAAUACUUCUUCACAGCUGGACCAGAUGAGGUGCGAGCGUGGACCAUCAGGAAAGGUUCCAAAGCUCCUCAGGCUGCAGGAAAGAUCCACACCGACUUCGAGAAAGGCUUCAUCAUGGCUGAGGUGAUGAAGUACAAUGACUUUAAGGAGGAGGGCAGUGAAAGUGCCGUCAAGGCAGCUGGAAAGUACAGGCAACAGGGCAGGAACUACAUCGUGGAGGAUGGUGACAUUAUCUUUUUCAAAUUCAACACGCCCAAUGCACCCAAAAAGAAAUAACGGGGCCAGGUGGUCGUCGCCAGGGAGGAUCGGAGUUUUACUGGGGCCCAAAAGAGCUGCACUGUCUGCUGGUUUUCAUGUUUUCUUUUGAACUUGGAGAAUAAACUCCACAGCUCUUCAGAUUUUAGUUGCAUCACUUUUAAUGAAAGGAUCACUGUGCUCAAUUAUUUGUUAAAGGGGACUAAAGGAUGCAGCUCAAGUGAAUAAUAUUGGAAAAACGCAACAAAAUGCAUUUUUAUUGGCAAUAAUGCUGCUGCUGUUUGUUUUAAAAUUGAAAAAAAAAAUCUAAGCUGUUUUCAUUGGUUUUGAGGACUAAAAGUGGUAAAAUGAAGGCGAGAAAGCGUUCUUUUGCUGGUUUUCUCCCCCUUUUCUCUGAUUGGAUUCCCGGCUUGGUUACAGAAACAAGACUGCUCUGAAUAAAAGGAUUCAUUGACUCGUUACAAAUCAAAGGAAUACGAAAGCCGUCACUCAGUGCAGGACCAGGCUGUGAGCUUGGACCACCCAGGCGGUGCUGACUGCCAUAUCAAACACCUGGACUGAAUUCAUAUUAGCUGCUUUUAUCCACUUCCUCUGGAAAGGUUAACAAAAAAGGAGCCCUCACAUGCGUAAUGAGGCAACGCUUUAUUGUGGAUCAUUUGGACUGUUGAGCAACAAGAAGAGCAGUAUCGGCUUGUCCCAGCAUCCACGAUGUAAACAUCUUUAUCCACUCAUCUCGGCAGACUUUUCGGCUCGGUGUGCACCAACAUCUAAAUGUUUUAAUGGAGGGAACAACAUUAGCAAGUGUUACCCUUAAAGAUGCACGUGUCAAUAAAAGGAGAACAGUU